AUGUCCCGCUCAAUGUUCCCGUUCAACGACUCGUUUCGAGUGACGUUCACAGGAUAUCUUCUGCCAUGGCAAGACCCGUCCGGUGCGAUAGUUCCAGCGGAUGUUCCCGAUCCACGUAAUAUCCAUCACUUUUGGGUCCUUUUCUAUGAAAUCUGUUAUAGGUUUCGAAAAGUUGGAUCUGCAAGACGCUCCGAAGAUUCCGUCGUGGAGAGAGAAAAGUGAGUCUGAACAGAGAUUAAAAUUAAAAUACGAAAUCAUCAUGCACUUAUUCUGGAAAAAGUCUUUGGGGAUGUGUUGAUUGUCAAGGUCACGUGCACUUUUCAUGUUUUCCAACCAAAAUUUCAUUAGAAUGACUAAGAUUUUACAGAAAAAGUGGCAAACGUCUCUUGUCCUAGCGUGUGUUUAUCACAGAAUGUGUCGAGCACGACUGAACCCAAUCACAAAAGAGAGUGUGUUCCAGGGGACAGAAAAUCACAGGACAAUGAUAAAGAAAACGAUAAUACUGAGGAGGUGAGGUGUGUUACAGCUUAUCAAUGCAUACAAAAAAAAUUGCGUUUAGAACGAUACAAAUGAGAAAGACGAUGCCCAGUCAUCCGUGA
Molecule: messenger RNA, 599 nt
Organism: Caenorhabditis sp. 36 PRJEB53466
Lineage: Eukaryota; Metazoa; Nematoda; Chromadorea; Rhabditida; Rhabditidae
Source: the annotation of a GenBank genome assembly